AGCUCAGGAUGUACUGUUUUAAUAUCUUAUGCUUUGGAAAAUGGGAAAAAAGAAAAAAGAUUGCUGGGCAUUGGUGUUUUGGCAUUUUUGUCAUUUGCAUGUCAUUGUCAAUUGUCAUUCUGAUUUACAUGUCAGUCAGUGCUGUUGGUUUUGUGUUCUGCAGUUAUUUUAUUUUAGAAGAAUGUCUGUUCCAAAGAAAAUGGUAAAUUGUUUUAACUUUGUGGUAUCGCCGUCUUCAGCUGCCUACUUUUCACAGUAUAUAAUUCAAUCUUAGAAGGCCAAGUUAUGUCGCGGAAGCAUUCUGGACGAUAUCUUACUGAGCACUUAUUUUCUUAUGAUUGAAGAGUUUUUUAUGCUUUUUACUGGGAUUCGUUCCAACACACUAUCACAGAUGUGUUGUAAGAAUCCUUAUGUUCUCUUUGACAUUAUACCGUCACAAUGAAGUGAGAUGACUAGGCAAUUUUGAUCGUGAUGCACUGGUAGGGACAUCACCAACUUGACGUGUUGAUUGUUUUGGUGUGCAGACGCUGCGCGUUCAAUCGGCGGAAGGCACCGCUCGCGUGGAUGUGUUGGACUGUGACGCAACGGCGCUGCUGUUCGAGCGCGUAUAUGAGACGCUGCAGCUCAGCACGUUCGGGUUCGCUCUGCACAAGGACCGCCAGCGCAAGGAGGAGAUCACCUCCAGCAAGUCGCGCACACUGCGCGACUAUGGCCUGCAGCAUGGGGACAUGCUCUACCUGAGCCCCGUCAAUGGAGCAGUUCUCUUUGACCAACCGACAACCAGUGCAGAAGCUAACAACAAGCCAUUUGGUGAGCCGGCUGUAGCUGGAUCUUCAGCUGCUGCACCACCAGCAUCAACUCCUCGUUUAGGAGCUAUAGAAGAAGAUGAAGUAGACUUACAGUUAUAUAGGAUGCCUGGGACCAUACAGCGAAGUCGUGAUGAAAAAUUAUGCCGACAUAACUCUAAUGGGUGCUGUGUACAUUGCUCACCGCUGGAGCCCUGGGAUGAGAACUACCUGAAGGAACACAAUAUAAAGCACAUGUCUUUUCACUCCUACAUGCGCAAGAUUACUUCAGGGAAAUUUGUCUCUUUAGAUGAACUCUCAUUCAAAAUCAAACCAGGUUGCAAGGAGCACCCGCCGUGGCCGCGCGGCAUCUGCUCGAAGUGCCAGCCGGGCGCCGUGACGCUGACCCGGCAGCCCUACCGCCACGUGGACAACGUGCUGGUGGAGCACCCCGCGCUGGUGGAGCGCUUCCUGGCCUACUGGCGAGCCACUGGACACCAGCGCAUCGGCUUCCUACUUGGCUCAUAUGAGAUACAUCCCGAUGUGCCUCUAGGUAUCCGCGCGCGCGUGGCUGCGAUCUACGAGCCGCCGCAAUCGUCGACGCGCGACGGCGUGGAGCUGCAGCAGGACGCGCGGCAGCAGCUGGUGCUGCAGCUGGCGGCGCGCCUGCAGCUGCGGCCCGUGGGCUGGCUGUUCACCGACCUGCUGCCCGACCCCACGCAGCCCCAGGCCGUGCGACACCUCAGGUAUCUGUAUAUACGAGCUGCAGCAGGACGCGCGGCAGCAGCUGGUGCUGCAGCUGGCGGCGCGCCUGCAGCUGCGGCCCGUGGGCUGGCUGUUCACCGACCUGCUGCCCGACCCCACGCAGCCCCAGGCCGUGCGACACCUCAGGUAUCUGUAUAUACGAGCUGCAGCAGGACGCGCGGCAGCAGCUGGUGCUGCAGCUGGCGGCGCGCCUGCAGCUGCGGCCCGUGGGCUGGCUGUUCACCGACCUGCUGCCCGACCCCACGCAGCCCCAGGCCGUGCGACACCUCAGGUAUCUGUAUAUACGAGCUGCAGCAGGACGCGCGGCAGCAGCUGGUGCUGCAGCUGGCGGCGCGCCUGCAGCUGCGGCCCGUGGGCUGGCUGUUCACCGACCUGCUGCCCGACCCCACGCAGCCCCAGGCCGUGCGACACCUCAGAGGCGUGGACACCCACUUCCUGUCGGCACAAGAAUGCAUAAUGGCGGGCCACUACCAGAACCUGCAUCCCAACGCCUGUCGCCACGCCUCCAGCGGGUACUUCGGCUCCAAGUUCGUCACCGUCUGCGUUACUGGCGACUCGUCGCAGCAAGUGCACCUGGAGGGGUACCAGGUGUCGGGCCAGUGCGCGGCCAUGGUCCGAGACAACGUGCUGCUGCCGACGCGCGACGCGCCCGACCUCGGCUACGUGCGCCCCUCCAGCGACGCGCAGUACGUGCCCGACGUCUACUACAAGGAGAAGGACGCGUACGGCAACGAGGUGGGCGCGAGCGCGCGGCGCGUGCCCGUGGCGUACCUGCUGGUGGACGUGCCCUGCGGCGUGGCCACCGGCGCCAGCACCACGCGCACGCGCUUCGACCCGCGCGCCGCCUUCCCGCCCGCGCACCGCCCCCUGGCGCUACAUCUGCAGACGCUGCGGGCGCUGCACGAGCACGUGUGCGCCGCGGGGGACUUCCUCCAGGUGGGUAUACCACCUCGUCUGCAGCCGUACACUUCCUCCCUGCGGCGUGGCCACCGGCGCCAGCACCACGCGCACGCGCUUCGACCCGCGCGCCGCCUUCCCGCCCGCGCACCGCCCCCUGGCGCUACAUCUGCAGACGCUGCGGGCGCUGCACGAGCACGUGUGCGCCGCGGGGGACUUCCUGCAGGCGAUGUCGGACUUUCACGUGCUGCUGUACCUGGCGUCGAACGAGGCGCUGCCUUUAUCUCUGGAGGCUCUGGAGCCCUUACUGAGGGCCGUGGAGGCGCGCGACCUGCAGGCGGCGCUCGCGUGGCGCUCCCUGCCCGACCCUGCCACGCUGUUCCAGCUGGCGGCCGCUGCGGCUGAUGACGAGCACCAUCAGCACCACACGCACAGUUCCAUGAGCGGAGGCGGCACAUCGGAGUCGGGCCCGGGGUCGGGCCCAGGGUCGGGGCCGGGGGUCGGAUCGGGCCCGGGGUCGGGGUCUGGGGGCGCGGUGUGGACGUGUCCGCUGUGCACGUUCCACAACGCGGCACACCACCACGCCUGCGACAUGUGCGCCAUGCCCAGGAACAACGCUAUGUAAAUUGUCCCCCGCCGGGGGGAGGAGUCGGGAUAGGAUCCACUUUUGAUACAACGUGCGUGCGAGAGGUCGCGUGUGUACUGAAUGUAGAUUUACGUCAUUUUGUACGUUCUUCGGCCGCGUGCGGCGAUCCGCCUCAAAUAUAUCCACUCCUCGCCUGUAGAGGGCGCUAACACCCCCAUCAGAGUCUGCAUUACUCAUUUUUUGUUAGAAAUCGUUAAAGUUGGUGGCGUAUGGGGAGAAUAAGCCGCGUUUUGAUUGGACACGUUGGUGUCUUCACGGUGACCAAUUAAGUUGCAAACAACGAAUUAAAAAUAAUAUGGAAAAUGAACUGCGCCAAAAAGUGGUUCCACGAAAGGCAAUGCGGGGCGAAAACGCGCCGGUCGUGGUAUUGGUUGGGAUUUCCGUUAAUCAUUGUCUUACCCAAUGAAUGGAUAGCUGAAUUCAUUUGAUUCGUCAAAGUAUUUUGUUUUGUCUGCCUGCGUGUCGCGUUAGCAUUGAAGUUUAGUUGUACGAGUUUUGUUAGAGAGCAAUACUUGCAUAUAAUUUCUAAUUCGUUGGUUGCAACUUGUGUCGCAACAUUUCACGCUUAUGCAGUAUUACUGCAUAAGCUUGGAUCAAGCGGGCGCUCUCGUACGCGGUGUCAGUAGGAAGGGAGGGAGGGGGGGGGGGGGGGUCUAUAUUUCGAAGCGGAUCGUCGUAUAUUGGUGCUAGGACAUUGUUAUCGGCGGACUCUCUCAUCGGUCGGAACUAGAACUACUGCACGUAUUGAGGCCCAAACACUAAUAAUGACAGCUUUGUAAUCGUAUCAUCAUCGACAAAUUUUGUUUACAAAAAGCUAGUUUGUUUUUACAACUUCUUUCGUUUUCGUUUCGUUCUUACGCCUUUGACGAUGCGAUACCAUUACGGAGCUGCCGAAAUUCGUGCUUGGGUGUCUGAGUUCCAACGUAAUGAAAGAACCCGUCGAAUUUAUGAUUGGUACGUAUGCGUGAUGUAUUAGUAAGUAAUCAUAGUCACCAUUGUUUCUGGACAAACAGCGCAACCAAUGGUAAAUGAGGCAUCCUUAAGUUGUCAUAGGUAUCGAUUCUUGCAUGAUUCUCUAAACUGAAAUUAACAUUUUUAUCCUUUCCGUUCUAUAUAGAGAAUGACAAGGAUACUCUGACAUCAAAAUUAAUUUUAAGUUUAGAGAAACAUACCAUUGCAUGGCUUGCCAAUCUAGCAAGCAAGGAAUUUAUGGCGUGCAACGGUCAAUUCACACUAGCGCAUCGAAUCGAAUUCUAGAACGUAACAAAGCAAAUUCAUUAUUUUCUCCGCAACGUAAUGGUCGCGGAGAUACGGGUGAUUUUGCUAUGUUACUGUUGCUAUAAUUCGCUUCGGUGCACUCAGACUCUGCGUUAGUAUGAAUUGACCAUAACAACACCUUUGUUACUAACCCAAUCAUUUAAGAAUGUCAUUCCUAUCAAACCGCCAUUCAUUUAAUAGAUUCAGACCACCUACUAAUCUAAUAAUCUAACCUAGAAAUUUUUGAACUAACGACCACCUUGAUUUUACCGAUCAUUCACACCAUCGAAUGAUUCCAAAAUUCUGACGGAUGUCUAGGAGGUCUUAUCUGAUUAAAGAGUUGGUCUCAUAGGAGUAACAUUUUUAAUCACCCACCUAGGUGGAUGGAUUGAGCGAUCCUUUAGUAACACUGUCGUUGAGUUUAUUAAUAAAUGAGGGCCAUUUGCACUAACAUUCUUAAUUAAAAUUAUGGCUUAAUUCUCUUUAACACAUCAUUCCACCUUUUGUCAAUUUUAUAUAAAGUCAAAUAGUGGGAAAAUGAGCGUUUAGCUCAAAAGCUAAUCAUGAUGAAUGCUCAUUUUCAAAAUUCAAUUCUGGUGCAAGUGGGCCUAAAACAAAUAUGGGAAAUAUCACUAUAAUGUUAACUAUUGCCGACAGAUGUCGCUGUAUAAAAUAAUAUAAUUUUAUUGCGUUGACAUAUAAAAACAAGUAGACUCCCGAUCGCGUAACAAAAGUGUAUCAAAAAACGUCAGAGCGGCGUUCUACAUCAACUUAUAUAUAUAUUAUAUAUACACGUCCGUUUGAAAAUUACACACAAUAGACGAAUGUGUGUAAUUUUGCUUCCGAUACUUUUUGAGCGCGACUGUGAGUAUUUGUUUUUAUACUUCAAUGUUUUAUCGUGAUGCAGUUUGUGAGCGUCCGCGUGUCGCACCGCAGGCGGUCGUGGCAUUUUGACUAUUCUGUUGUCUUUUGUGUUUGUAAUGACUUUGUCAUAGGCGAGCCCAUUGGUUGACGAUAAGAUUGGAAUCACUCGAACGGGUCCAAACUAAUGUCCUGUUCGUUUAUGAUCUCGAAAAUUGGAUUACAAUCUUAUAAUGAGGAUUCAAUAAGUUGUAUAUACUUUUGUAAAGAUGCGCGUCCUAUCGAGGCGCAAAUAUUUUGUAAUCAGUUGCGUUGCAAUAACACGAGGAUGAAGUAAGUAUUUAUUGAAUGUCGAAACCAUAAUUAUUUGACUACCGUUCGCCGGCUUUUAAACACGAUUAAUUUAUAUUAAAAAUAUCUCCUUUAAAGAAAAUAAGUUUGCUUAAUGUUAAUAUAGAAUCGGAAUUAUCAAAUGUUUACAUUGUUUUAAAAAUGCCCUUUCAUUAUGCAAUAUGCCCCUAUUACAGCAGGGUUAGUAAUAUGGAAUGUUUUUGUAUAUAGCGCAGCCUUAUUUACAAACAAUCAGAAACUGGAUUUCUAUACGAUUUUUUUAAUUAAGAUUUUAAAAUAAGUAUUGUUUGAGAAUAAGGCUGUUGUUAAGACCAGUAAAGUAUCACAAGUUAUGAACGACUUUAGAACAAAGUUAUAGAAAUGACUCACCAUCUCGUUUACGUACUGAACACUCUUUAUUAAGGUAUUGCGAUACUUGGAAAAAAAGUAUCAGUCUAUGGAGAAGUAUACGCAAAGCUCUACAUAGAUGGCGCUGCAAACACUUGACCCAAACCACAGCCGAAUAUUGCAGCUGUCAAAUAUUAAACGUGUUUUUUUUAAAAUAAGUGGUAAAAGUUUAUUCAGCAUGGCCUGUAAUACAGCUGAAAACAGAGUUGAAAAGGAGAGGAGCAUCUGUGCAAGGCAGAAAAGCUGAUCUAGUAGAAAGGCACUCCUUCUAUUAUUAUGCUAGAAUACUCAUUCUCGGUACAUAGAUGCAUUUUUCAUGAUUAUUUUAAUAGUUUAUGGAUCUCAGUAACUUUUAGCGAGCUCAUUAGUCAAAUCUAUCUUAUUUUUGCAUCAGUCAGGCAACCCAUAGAGUUAGGUUACGUCUGGCUAAAAUGAGAAGUUUAACAUUGGGUUUUUUUAGACUUGAGGCAUAUGACCGCAAUUUUAAUUUUGGUGCAGUUUUUUCUGAUCAAAAUGAAGACAUCCAGAUGCAAUUACCUGUCCCAGAUACAUACCAUGGUGUAAACAGCAGCUCAAUCCCCCCCCUCCCCCUUCAAUAUGUUGCUUUGAAUAUAUAAAUUAUAUUUUAGUCGGGAAGCAUGCAGUUUUCUCACAACAACCAGGAAUGGCACAACGCGGCAUUUGUAAUUUGUUUAAUAAAAAGUUUUUAAAUUAAUAUAAGCUAAUAGGUAUGUAUUUGAUAGAAGUUUUGGGUCAAGCGAUUACAGCGGGAAAUUUUUGCAGAUUUCUUGUCCAUUGAAUAAUUAUUAAACCAAAAAGGAUCAUCAUCUCGUCAGUUUCAUACGGUAUAAGAUAUUACCAUAGCUUGAAAAAUCAGCCCCAAAGGCUUGCUCAGAGAAAUAUCGGAAGUUAAUGAUGUAACUUUAUUUGCGAUUACAAUAGAAUGAGAAAACACGAGAGUUCAUUUAUUGAAUGAAUUCCGAGUACGGCGGCUACACUGAAACAAUUAAAUAACGUUAUUACUUUUGCAAUUCGUUGGGCUUGUUCAGUACCCUUAGCAGUAACCAAUAUCGAAUUUGAUCUCGAUAUGUGUCAAAUGUUAAAAAGUUUUGUAUGGAAGGAUUUUAAUUCUCUUUUUGACAUUUAAUGUUUAGAAAUCGAAUUCAACUUCACUUCCGGACCCAUAUAUCGGCCCUUGGACACAUUCAAAUUCGAUAUUGGUACGUGCUAACAGUACAGCUCGUUGUUCGGGGAUAUGUCGACUUGUCGAUACUUUGCUGUCGUGACGUUUGACAGAAGGCGUUAUUGUAAAUAUUAUGUAAUGGCUGUGGUCCGCAACCACCUGACCUUACGAAUAAACUACUUCCUUAUAUCACAGUCUUUUAUUUACUAAAAUAAAACAUCUGCUUGGGUUUUGUAAAAAUAUUUAUUAUAAUUAUAUACAAUUUAGUAUGUAGCGGCUGCGGCGGGGGCGCGGCUCGCGCGUAAAUGAAACACAAGAAUGAGCCUAAACCAACGGUAGCACGUUUAAUUACCUCAAUACAAUGUCAUCAAUAUUAUUCGUUUACAUUACAAUAAUGAUUUUCUAUGUCCAUCGUUAAAACAUAAUUUACAAACUAUUUGAUAUUUUGAUUGUUACCUUUCAAUAGUCCGACGAGAUCAAUGAGAUACACAUUUAUCUCGAAAUAUCUCGCGUUCGAAAACGGGUCAACAUUAACUACCUACACAUUGUCAAGAAACAUUACUUCUAACCGUAAGACACUCGUAAAUUUUAGCGGUCCGGAUUCUGGAUCAGGUACAACGCGAAGCUGCCGCUAAUUCCGCCCCGGAAUAUUAUUACAUUACGUCAACUUAUGAAACUCCUAAUAGAAUACUCAAGGUUUGUUAGGAAUAUACUAGCGAAAAGUCGGAAAAUAAAUGUAACAGCGUAGUUAGCGACGGGGCGGAGUGGGGGGGGGGGGGGAGUGCUAGUGCACUGCGCGCGUCAUACUGAGUGAGGGCGCCGCCUCCGCACUGAAUCCAAUACCAUCCGAUCACAUUCAACCAUAUCGUCCUUGUCAAAUCCAUAUCUAGGUAGCUAGGUGUACCUUAUGGAUAUUUCGAUAAUUAUGACUAGUAUACUAAUCAAAUUUUCCAAUACAAAAACAAAAGUCUCCGUACUCGAAAAUUCGGUUAAUCUUAUUUAGAGUUAUUCGAAUCUUAGGCCUGUAAUCGCUCUCAACUCUGAGAGCGAUCUUGAGAUGCUGUUUUGUAUGAAAACAGUGUCUUCGAGAUCUCGGUCUCCGAGUUGAGAGCGAUCUAUUAGGGUCUUUAGCAUCAGAACGGUGACCAGAAAUUGCUUGAUAAAGAUUCUAUGAGCAUCAGCCCGAAUAUUAUACCACCGAAUACUAAUAGCUGUCUGAAAGUAUUUUUUUUGCACAUAGUAAGAUACAGGUUUGACAACGAUCAUAUCGCAGGAGUUUGAACGGAUAGCGCGGCCGUGCGGACGGCGGCGUUAACAUUAUAUACAUAUUACAUAAACAUUACUCGCACACAUUGUACAGAUGCAUACUAUCGAUCUUAACCAACUAUCACAAUGCAUAAUGCAGCCGAGCCCGCGUCGCGUCACCGAGUGGCCUCCACGUUUAUUAUCAGGUCUGCCAUGACAUUUUAUAAUAUGCGUAUCAUACGUUUACACGUGUUAAAAACGGAGGAUGUGUCAAUAUAUUGAAGUACGGACAGGUCUCGUGACGGGAGGCGGGCGUGGUCGCCUGAACGCACUCAUGCGUAUUGCUUUAUCUUCAAUUCAUUAUAGGUUUCGUCGUGUAAACUAUUUUUAUAAAAAAUAAUAUCACAAUAAUUUUCAACUGUAUUAAAAAUGUGACAUAUUUUAAUACAAUCGAAACGAAUGGCACCAUCGCUUCGUCGUGAUUAGGUGUGAAGGGGAACGAGAUCAUCGACGAAACCUUGCGCAACGGAUGCGCACGCGCAGAAGCGACUGUAACACGUAUGGGAUUACAAUUGUUAGAUAAAACAAUACGAAAGUUGCGCGCAUCUUGAGGGGGCACACGUGCUGCGCAUUUCAGGCGCUCAUACAAUCAAUGCCGAUUUUAGUUUUGCAUUAAUGGCGAAAAGACGUAACAGCAAUGCAUCAGUCGUCUCUUAGCCACAAUUGGUGUAUUUUGAUCAAAACGUUGGGAUAUGAAAAGUACGAUAACCUUUAUUAAAGUGCACGUUUUAAUCGUCUAAACAGCAAAGGGAAAGUUUUAAAGCGCAAUGGAGAAAAGACACCUUUUAAUUUGAAGGUCCGGUCAGAGUCGGAGUCGACAGCUUAAUGAAUGAAAUACAUUCGUAUAUUCAGUCGCAGCGCGGUGCCCCUCUGCUAAAAUUAUAAUACAAGCUUCUAUAGUUUACAAAGUAUGUACACAGGGCUCCGGGCUCCAGGCCGGGCCCCGCGGGGCGCGCGCGCGUUCCAUCAAACCCUCAAACGCGGAGAUGAAAUAACUGAAUCGCACACGCGAUAAAAACGAUCGUAAAAUUAACGUCAACAGAAAACUGUACGAUUGAAUUUCAGUACUGUACCCUUAGUAAGAGUUUUACAAUUAGGAAAACUAUGAUAGUUUUCGUGAGCUCCCACUCGUGCUAAGCGUACUGAUUUUAUUGUUUUCGUUUCAAUACAAAUAAACAGUGUUUUAAUUCUAUCGUUAACACAUUUCCGUCUUGUUAAAUUUUAAGUAUAUUCGGUUACUCUUCACCAAAAUGCCCAUAGACACAUAAUUUACAAUUACGAAAACUAUGAUAGUUUUCGCGAGUUCAAACUCAUACUAAGGGUACCGGUAAGUAUAGAGAUACAGGCGCGGUGGAACGCGCUCGCGCGACCUUCCAACGGGAGCUAAAAUCUUUACAUCAUCACAUUUUUUUCAUUAGAUUUACAGUUUUUCGUAUUUUUAUAGGGCGCUGGCGGCGUUUUUGCACGUUUUGCGUAUGUUUGUUGUCGGUCGAUGCGGGGUCCCGGUGUCGCGGCCACCGUUAGUGUUGCGCAUGCGCCGGCAUGGGCGGGAAGUGCGCGGGGUCGCGCAGGUCGUAGGCGCGCGCCCGCGCCGGCUCGGGCUCCAGCGCGGCGCGCAGCUCGCCCUCGCGUGCCGACUCUAAGGGGACUGCCAUAUACUCUCCACUCUUACCUCACGCGAACGACCAAUACGCAAUACGCCAUAGGCGGAAGGAAGGCCCGCCCGCGACCUACCUCCUGUCCACCGCGAUCUAACCUAAAUAUGACUGCGAGCGAGCUGCGUACGUUUCGCCGGCUCAUCGUUUUAUUAAUAGGGAUGAUGACUAAUUUUUUUUGAAGUUAUACUUCUUUAGGCGCGUUAUGAAAAAACGAUGAGAGUGAAAUUUUAAGAUGCGCGCGCAUCACUGUAACACAAAUACUUUUGUGUUUACCGCACAUUAAGAAAAUCUACCAACAAAAUAGAAAUAGAAUCUCUAUUUAGUGGGUGCUAACGACUGCAUUGUGAAGGCCUAUCAAAAGUAUUUAUUAAUCUGGAACAACGGAACCGAAGCGCGAUUCAGGAGACUACAGCGCCAUCUCUUGACCAUUGGUGUAGUAGAACCAAAAACCACAUCUUUAUUUUUUUUAAUAAAGUAACAGUUAUAAGUAUUCAUAUGUAUAAUAUCAAAAGUAUUUAUUUAUUCGUUUAUCAGGUAGAUUAUCAAAAAGUAUUGGACGCGUAUUUUUUCUUUUUUCACAUAAUAUAAACAUUGCAGAGAUAUAUCGAUUUGAAAAGUCGCAUGACGUCACGUUUGAGUACACUUAUGAGGUAAAAUUCUCUCAAAAGUGACGUCACGAGCCCCCACUCCCAAACUUUGUCGCGCUAUAACUUUGUCAUUUUUUGGUUCAUUGCCCAAAUAAAAAAUACGUGUCCAUUAUUUUUUGAUCAUCCAACUGACGCACUAAAUAGAAUUUCGUUUACUGUACCCCGUCAUCACCCCUAUUCACCUUAUUUUAUUACUAUUCAAUAAUCGCCAAUUACUUACAACUUAGUUCGCAAUUAGCUAUCGAGUAAGCCGUGCGCGUACUUAUAACAAUCAUUUUUAUAUCGAUUAGUAUUGUUUUAAUUAGUGUUUAGUUACCAAAAUAUACUUUAUUAUCAAGUUUAUCAUUUUAUCAGUAUCUUAGUUUUGGUACAUCCCGAACAAUGAAGCUUCUUUCGCUGGCCUCCUGUGGUGUCCAAGUCGCAGCACGUAACUAGCGCUAAGCUUCACGCUGGGGGGGGGGGGUCCGACUGGAAAGACGAUCGUCGCAACGCCUCCCCCCCCCCCGCACCUCGUUUCCCCCCCAACACGUCUUCAUUUGUACGCACGCGCAAUAACGGUCCGGGCUAGAGUUUCGUGCCGCGACUUAUGCGCGCGUAAACAUUUCUAUUGGCUGCGACAGGCCGCCAGUGCUCACUCACACAUGCGUAUAAAGCUUUGCAUGAGUGCCUUCUUUACUCGUGUGACAUGCGAGAGAAGGUCAAAAAGUUUGCGGAAUAAGAGGGAAGAAGGUUGAAAUUAAUAACCAAACUAUUCUUACUUAGCACUAACUAAAAAAAACUGUAGUCUGUAGGGUGGGUCGUUCAAUUCACCGCUUCAGUGAAAGGCAGGCGUCGUAACAUAGCACGUGUGAACGGGUGCAUUGUCGUGCAGAAGGAGCACACCUUUUGACAGCUUUCCUUAUCUUUUUUCCUUGAUGUCUUCUUUCAAUCUUUCCAAUAAAGAAGCGUAGUGCUGUGCCGUUAUAGUCACACCACGUUCUUUAUAAUCGAUCAGUAAAAUACCUUCUGUAUCCCAAGAGACAGUCGCCAUAAUCUUGCGAGUCGAUUGUGUCACUUUGAACUUCUUUGGUGAAGGUGUGCCUUUUUUAUGCCACUGCAUCGACUCUUGCUUUGACUCAGGUUCAUAGUGGUGAACCCAGGUUUCACCACCAGUAACGAUUUGGGCCAUAACUUCUUCCUUUCUCUCUCCACAGAGCUCUAAAAUCUGGCGAGAACACUCGACACGCUCGCGUUUUUGAAGUAGCGUGAGCAUUCUCGGAACCCAUCUUGCACCGACCUUAGUUAUCCCAAGAUGAUGAUGUAGAAUAUUCAAAAUACUUAUUUCGCAUACUCCAAUCAUAGCUGCAAGCUGCUUCUUCAACCGGGCAUCUUCCAAUACAAGUUUUUCUACUUUUUCGACGAUUUCCGAUGUCGUUGCUUCAAUUGGCCGUCCGGAGCGGGGGUCGUCUUCAAUGGACUCUCUUCCUUGUUUGAAAAGUCAUGCCACUUGUAAACCAUGGUUUUACCAGGGGCAGAGGCCGCGUAAACCGCCAACAGCUCAUGAAAAAUAAUCUGAGCGGAUUUUCCUUGCUUGGUAAGGAACUUAACGGCGCGGUGUUUAAUUUUCUCCAUACUGGCUGACUUCUUCCCGAUUCAGUUGUUUGCAGGUCGAUAACUCAAAAGUUAAUGACCCGAUUAGGUUCAAACUUGGUAUAUAUACUGUUAAUGAGGUGCUCAACUAGUGCCUACCUGGACGAGUAAACGUCCAUCCAUUCUCCAACCCCUCCAUUCCGCGAACUUAUUGACCAGAACAGAAAAUGGUAUUAACGAUAUCUAUAUCGAAUCGAUUGUUCUCUAGAAUCAGAAAUCUAUGUUAUGCAACCGACCGACGGACGGAAGUGUGAGAUGAAGCGAGCGCGCAGCCGAUAGUUCGCGAUCUAAUUUAUCUGACAGCUGGCUAAAAAACACUAAGUCAGUUCACUCUAUGUCUUUGAUGUUAAAGUUGAAUUUCGAUCGAGCCGUAAUCUAAAAAGAUGCACGACAUGCAUAACUUCACAGUUUUCUCCACCACUCGUACUUAACGUCGUGUGACAUAACUUACUUCUCCUCGUAAUAACAAAAACUGAGAACUGUCCACACACUACAACUAACUUAUUACACACGUCACGUGUGAUAAUAUCGAUGUACAAUAACAACACUACCAAGCUAUCGUUAAAUCAGUCUCUUAACUUUAUAUAUUCCGAUAGUUUUUAUACAUAUUUCUAAGACUCAUUUACAUUUGACGCAAAGUCUCUGUUCGUGUAUAUAUAAUUUUUUAAAUACUCUCUGGGUAUCAGCAGAGAGAUACUCAUCUCUUCUAAUAAAGUACUUUUAAACGCAAUUCAAUAUUUUAAAAAUUACAUUCAGUCACUGCAGGAAAUAUUGAACAUAAUGUAAUGAGCUGAAAAGAUAUUCUUUUACAAUCGAUGGAGUGCUUUACUGUCCCUUUUGUUAUAUUUCACCAUGUAAUAAAGCAAUUUUACCCAUUUAAUAUUUUUUUUCUGCCCCCAUGCUUUCAAAUCUAUAUUUAAGAUUCUGAAACAGUGAGCUUAUUGCCAACAUUAAAACAUCCAAUGUCAUAAUUUAAAAAGGUAAAUAAUUUCCAAACGGGUGUGGUAAUGUUGUAUACAAUUUCAUAACAACACUCUUUCGCUUUUUAAAUCCCUUCCACGCCAAGAGGUUACUCAUCAGACAGCCACAAUUUUCAUUGCUCGAUGUGUGGUAUUAUUAAAUUUUAAAUAAAGCAUCGUCAUUCUCGCGCGCCUUUCACUACCACAGCGCCGAAACUUUCCAUGAAUUUUCAGUUCUUGGAACACUCCGUACUUUCAGAAUCUUUUAGAGAAUGCCCAGCUUUACUCAGCGCACGUUCUUAUAGAGGAUUCAUAUAAUGGGUGUAGAUAAAGUCUUGCGAUACUAUCAACCCACAUUUGUGUUUAAUACCGCUCAUUAUACAACAGUUGCAUAAAUGAUUAUUAAUAAGAGAAAAAAUAAAUGUAUCCGCGCUUUAUAAGAGCGUUGAGAAGGCAAGGUGAAGCACUGUUAAGCUGUUCACAGAUAUAGAAACAUUUUCUCAAACUAAUGAAAGCAUUUUCUCUUAAAUUACAAUAUAACGUAUUCCUGCCUACAUGUGUUACUUUACUACUAAAUUUCACAAGUAAAUCCCGAUUAUAACUAGUUUAAUUCAUUUCUCAUAAGGUUUCUCAGUGGACAGUAGGUACAACGCAAGCGGCCGGAUGAACGUAAAGCACAAAACACACAACACACAGAAUGAUGACUAAAUAAAACUAUAGUGCGAUUGAAACUUUAUGACCGCCGUGAAGUUAGCCGCGAUUGCAACUUUGCACUGAAACCUCGCUGACUUGCGCCGACUUCACAGUCGCCAUUAAGUUUGAUCCGCACUCUACCCUCAGCCCACCGCGUGUUAUGUUCAACACAACACGGCACUCUAAGCGCGGGACACACCGGUAGCGUUCAUGUCAUUUCACUAGGAAUUGUUGAGAGGAGUGACCUUUUGCAGUAUGUAAUUAAACACACAUAAGGAAUAUUCAUACAGCACACAUUUGUUAGAUUUUUUCUUAUAAAAAAAAUUACAAAUGGCGACAUCUUUACUCAGAUAUCAGCGGGUUGUGGAUUGCUUAGUUUCUCGUAUUAACUAUGCGUAGUAAGGGAGAAACUGCCCCACAUAGCUCCCACAAGAUUGUUCUGUAUAUUUGGCUUAGCUGGACUGUACGAUUAUAUGUGUAAUAUAAGUGAAAAAUGCAGGUAAUGACACGAUAUAAACGUUCGUUUCGCUCCCUGUGUGUCCCGUGCUUUAUCUUAACAGUCACCAACUCACAUGCUCGUUUCAAUCUGCCAACCCUCAGUUAGUUACAUGCACAAUGCGGACAUGAGACUCGGCACUGUGACGCAAAAAAUGCCAUUUUUACAGUUCAAUUAGUACACCUAUAACUCGAUAAUAACAUUUAUCAAUCUCAAUAUCUAACAGUUUUUACAAAUAACGGUUGAUAAUUGAAAUUAAAGUACAAUUAAAUCUAAAGUCUCUUUAAUUAAGCAGAGAUAAAAAUAACCAUAUAGUAAAAAAAUAUUUAUUUAUCUAUAAUGUACUUAUUAUUGUUAAAGAAAAAUAUACUGAAGAAGCAGCACAGCACAGCUUCUGUAUAUUUUAGUUUUGGAAACAAAUCAAAAAGCAAAUUUAUUCAAGUAUUGUAAAGUUUAUGACAAGGUGUCUCUAUCGAGUUAACAGUUUUCGGAGAAGGAGAAAUUACUCAUGAAUAUAGGUGAUCGGGGAAAAAGUUUCUUCAUGUUUUAUUUACAAAUUAUUGUCACUUUGAAGACAGUAGUAAUGGUUUUAUCCACGUAAUGUAUUUUCAACUAUGCGAUAAAUAGAAUCAGGACUAGUUUUUACACGCUUGGGAGAAUGCUGAAUAAACCAAAGCGAGUGGAAACUGUGAUAUAGAUCGUUUUAUAUAAUUUUUUGCUGAGUUACUAAAGUUUAUAUAAAACUAGUUUUUACGGGUUAACGCACGAAACUUUAUUUAUUUACUGACGUUUCUAAAACUACUAAAGUUUAUGUUUGUUUUGUUGCCAGAAGUGAUCUUCCAACCCUUGUAGUACUCACAGUAUUAUCUUACAAUAUGUGUAAUCUACAUUUCGCUAAUCUGUGGAAUUCGACUCGAGUCCUUAACCUCCACCCUCGCGUUCUUAUCGCUAACGAUACGCUUCUCAUCACCACCGAUCGAUCUUGUAAAUAAAGGUUUGAAUUCGUUUAGUUAUAAUUUUAAAACGAAACUGCUCUUUGUCAUAUUCGAAGGUUUUGAACUCAAACUGGAUUACAACUCAGCAUUGAACAUACUCCGGCUCGAAGGACCACGGGCAAACUCUACCGUUCCCAAGAGGGCGUGCUUCGAAAACUCAAUAAAGUUUCGCACACGACAGGUUUUUAUUGUAAAGUUCGAAAUUUCAAUUCAUCGCAUUAAGACAUAAACUACUGAGAUCAAACGUUACCGCGAUUCGCAAUAAUGGAACGACAUCUAUUAAAGAAAAUACAAAUCAAUACAUUCUUAAGAGCCCUUUUACAAAAUUGCGCCGCUGCCUUACUGAUCGGCGCGUAGGUAGAUUUGCACGAGUAUAUAUUGCAUUUUACGGGUUUUUUACGAUGUUUUGAGUCUUAAGUAUAUAAUAAUAAAUCAUGAACUAAUUAUAAAAAUAUAUACAUAUUUCAGUAUUUUUAUGAUGGUAGGUUAGUUUUGUGAAAGUUUUUGAAAGUAAUUUUAUUUAAUUCAAUAUCAAAAUCCGAUGUAAAUCUGCAUUAUUUUUUGGGAAAACUCACGGAGGUUAGAUGAUUUUUUUGAUAAUUAAUGAGAUGAAAAAUCCAAAUUUUAAUACAUUAUGUUACAAUAAAAACACAUUUCUGGUGGCGGAUUAAUUAAUUUGAUCUAAUUUAUUGAACAUUAUUGAGAGAUUUAGACGUUUGAAGUUGUGUAUAUUAUCGUUUUCUCCGUAAACUAGCUGCGGUAGAACGAUCAGUACAAAAAAAGGAAAACAGUAUUUGCAAAUAUUCUCCAUUAACUUACAAUGGGAAGAACAAAUCUACCGUUUGCUUCCAUUGGAAACAAUCAAAAUCUUUUCUAAGGGGGUAAACGAGGUACUCAAAAAUUACGAUUUCUUGCAAAAAAAAUUUGAAAGAGCUCUUAACUACGUAUUUACUGUUUGGUCACACAAGCUCAAAGAAACGAAACUUUUUCCCCGAUGUGCGGGUGACGCGGGUGAGGCGGGUGCACGACACAGAACGCUCGCCUGGACCGAACACAGAGCUGGAUGCAGCCGCAGCCGCAGCCGCAGCCGCAGCCGCAGCCGCAGCCGCAGCGCCGGUAUUUACCUCCUCACUCGAGCGAGGGCCGGCGCUCCGCCGCUCUCGUCGCCGAAUCCCCCGUCGCCGCGCCCGCGCCUGUGGGGACUCACGCUGUACUACCGAAGCCGCCGACGAUUCCCGAUCGCUCCGACGCCGGAUCUAUCCGCAGACGGGCCGGCGUCGCUCGCCACUCCUGCUUCCGGGACUGGAUGGGAUCGCGGGGACUACCACGACCUGACUGACGCGAGUUCCGCGACCGCGACGGAGGCCGAUGAUAUGCUGACGAUCGGUCGCAGGCGCGUUAUGUACAUCGCGUUAGUGGUUCAUGAGAGGAGUUUGCGCUCGAAAAAGCUCGUGUGGCGGUCGUUUAGAGUUAAACUUUGCAUGUUUCGAUAUUGCGUGUGCACCGUCCGAGUCCCCGACGCGAGACCGCUUCCGGGAUUUGAUUUUUCGUCCGGGGAAAAAAAGUUGUCUUUCCAGGCGUUCGAUUUGGUCGCGAAUUACCCGCUGAAUUUAAGUUUUUCUAUAUAUAUGAAGAAAGGAAAGAUUCUUGAAAAAGGGUCGAUAUUAGUAGUGGUUUCGCGUCGGAGUCUGGGCGGGCGCAUAGAUCGCGGAACGGUGGGCUAGGGGUUGGGGUUGGGGAUGUCAGAUGUGAGGUGGAGGGGUUCUGUACCUGUGAUCCUUGCGGGGUCCCGGCCUCGCAGCUUACCCGCGUAACUGGCGCCGGCCGCCGCUGCCCGCAAUAAUAUAACAACACCAUUACGGCUAACAACUCAUAGCGCGAUUACCGGCCGCACCCGCCGCGGUUGCGGUAUCGCAAUUCGGGUACGAUAUGAAUUUGUUGAUAAAUCAUAAUAGCAAAUUUCGCGACGCAACAGGCUAUUUGACAGUAUGAAAACUAAAGUACCAAUUAUUGGCAUGCGUGUUUAACAUGAAUAUUAGGGGCGAUUUUACUGUUCUGAAAGUAGUUUCAUAAUAUUACUAGAAAUCAUGAAGUAGAAAAGUAUAUAUUGCUCCCUUGUCACGUGACCGAAAACUGCUAGGAUAGACGGAGCCUGAAAUGUCGUCACCUGCUUGUGAAGAUACUGUCGAAAUUUUCCACUGUACUGUUUAAUUUUUUAACGACAGGCGUGUGACGUCACAUGCUUGGAAGAUGCCAUGUUGGCUAGAGAAACGUUUUUGCGGCAUAUAUUUUUAUUUCGUUUUUUUACUAAUAUACGCAACAGAAUUAUAAAUAUCCCCUUCUUAUAGUGUCGCUAACGUUCAGCACUAGUAAUUAACGUAUGAACGUUUCCAAAAACUUAUCAAUUAGCCUAUCGUAGGUAAAACACUAGAGCAAAUUUGACGGCGCAAUUCACGUCUGCCGACUGCGCGAGCUUCGUCCAAUCCUCUUUCGUUAGUUCACGAGCCUUUGGAAAAACCUACAGUGCCGUCAAUUUUGAAACGAAAUGUGCGGUCGACCGCGGAGAGUGCGGGGUGGAGACCGCCCCGUGAGUUGUUAGCCCAUUAGUACCGCACGCAUACGACGACGAGGGGAGGGGAGGGGGAACGGAUAACACUGUCCGGCUCGACGGCGCCGGCGCGGACGAUAUAGCGUCCGGCCGGUCGCCGCGCGCCGCGUUACUGUCUGGCGAGGCGGAGGCAUCGAUCGGCGAGCGAUCGGACGACUGGCUGACAUAGUUAUACGAUAGCAGGGGGGUCGGUCUCACCGUCGUGGUCGUGCGCCGGUCGCUGCGCGUGUUGGCCGGUCGCGGUCGCGGUCGCGGUCGCGGUCGCAGGCGCGGGGUCGACGAACUGGUGUUGCCGCAGUAACGGACACUCGCCGCCCUCGGCCGCGUCUAGUCCGUACACGUAUAGCACGCCCGCAGAUGUCGCUACCAGGAGACGCGGCGCUCGCUGCAUG
This is a messenger RNA of Chilo suppressalis (striped riceborer), 18514 nucleotides long. The record is from the annotation of a GenBank genome assembly. NCBI's taxonomy places the organism in Eukaryota, Metazoa, Arthropoda, Insecta, Lepidoptera, Crambidae.